This is a messenger RNA of Trichomonas vaginalis G3, 480 nucleotides long. RefSeq lists its product as uncharacterized. The record is from RefSeq and is a predicted model, not a curated record. The coding region runs from base 1 to 480 and encodes 159 amino acids. Lineage: Eukaryota; Parabasalia; Trichomonadida; Trichomonadidae. The transcript has a single exon.
AUGAGAAGACGUUUCACUAGUCAAAAGAACACUAACGCAAAAGCAGAGAUUACGGUUGGUUAUAACGUAAAUGAUGAUAAAUCACGAAUUAUUCAAAAUGUUAAAGUUAAUGUUAGCCCUGAAUUAACAAGGUCAGCAACUCAACCAAAUUUAUUAACUCGUGACUUACCGAAGAAUGAGGAGAAUGAAGAAAACCAUGAGAAUGGAGACCCAAUCAUUUUAUCUGAACCUGGUAAAGAACCUGUUGAAAUUCCCACUUAUCCAACAUACCCCUCACCUCUUUCAUCAAACAUCGAGAACCCAUAUAAAAUAGACAUUAAUUCUGAAUUAAUGAAAAUUUACCGUGAUAUAAUAAUUAAUAAUUAUGAUUCAAUAAUAAAUUUAAUUGAUCAAUCCGGUUUAAUUAUUUUACCUUAUGAAUCAUUAAUUCACAUUAUCGCCAUUCUUUGUGAUGUUCAAGAUUCAGACGUUAAGAUUUAA